UGCUUCAGUGGUCAACGAAGAAAAAGAACAAGGAAGCGGGCGGUCUUGUUGUUGUCAGUUGCAGAACGCAGCACUACUGCUGUGAAAAUGCGUAUCGAGAAAUGUUAUUUUUGCUCGGGUCCGGUGUACCCAGGACAUGGAGUUAUGUUUGUGCGGAAUGAUUGCAAGACAUUCAAAUUCUGCAAAUCAAAAUGUCAUAAGAAUUUCAAGAAGAAGCGCAACCCCAGAAAGACCAGAUGGACCAAAGCAUUCAGAAAGGCAACUGGAAAGGAAUUGACAGUGGAUAACGCUUUGGAGUUUGAGAAACGCAGAAAUAUACCUGUUAAAUAUAACAGAGAGAUGUGGGACAAGACAGUGAAUGCAAUGAAGAGAGUGGAAGAAAUCAAACGGAAACGCCAGGCAAGAUUUAUCAUGAACAGAUUAAAGAAGGGCAAAGUAUUGGAGAAGGAAGAGGACAUCAAGGAAGUGAAGAAGAAUAUUCACCUUAUCAAGGCCCCACAUGCCGGAAAUGCCAAGAAAAUGGAAGAGAAAAUGUUGCAGAAAUUACAAGAAGACGUGGACAUGGCGGGUGAAGAUGAUUAACUUUUUUGUCAAGACAUCGUACUGUGGCUUUGAACGGACUCUGCAUUUGUUUGGGAAUCAAUAGUUGUAAAUGUGUUUUGGCAAACUGCAGUUCUAUCAGUUUUAAGUGAUAUAAAGCAGCUUUAAACCUCUCCGCAGGUUUUUGUGUGCGCCUUUUCCACUAAUAUUGUAUCAUUUUACAUACCACCAUUAAGGCAGAAAAGGCCUCAAAUAAAUGUUUUUUCCUAUCACAA
This is a messenger RNA of Doryrhamphus excisus (bluestripe pipefish), 815 nucleotides long. It is a transcript of the gene rsl24d1, whose product is annotated as ribosomal L24 domain containing 1. NCBI's taxonomy places the organism in Eukaryota, Metazoa, Chordata, Actinopteri, Syngnathiformes, Syngnathidae. The record is from RefSeq and is a predicted model, not a curated record. Gene Ontology annotation, cellular component: nucleolus. Gene Ontology annotation, molecular function: structural constituent of ribosome. Gene Ontology annotation, biological process: ribosomal large subunit biogenesis.